Molecule: messenger RNA, 4337 nt
Organism: Plodia interpunctella (Indianmeal moth)
Lineage: Eukaryota; Metazoa; Arthropoda; Insecta; Lepidoptera; Pyralidae
Exons: 15
Coding region: 119-2542 (807 amino acids)
Biological process (GO): nuclear-transcribed mRNA catabolic process, nonsense-mediated decay
Source: RefSeq, a predicted model, not a curated record
AAGUUUUUUUGAAAGUACCUACGGGUUGGCCAGGGAAGAAUACUUUAUCACAUCACAAACAAAUCAAAACGAAAUAAAUGUAAAAAAUUUGUAUUUCAGAAACAAAAUAAUAGUAAAAAUGAAGACAUUUCCAAUCGAGGAUAUUCCGGAGUUUUCCAAAAAGGAGCGUAUUGUUGUAGUUGGAGUGAUCGGAAAGUCACCAUAUCGUUAUUCGAACAAAACAACUCCUCUUCUGCCCUCGGCGAAGAGCGAUGAGAAUAAUAUAGAAUGCUUCUGGGAUGAGCGGCAAGGAGUACUCUACCUUCAUGCUGUCACAUACCUCGACACCAAGCAGCUCACUAAGUUAGCUGCUACACUGGAUGAAAAUUCCAAAACUACUAUAAAGGAUGCAGAUGCGGCCCAUUGGUUAGUUGCCUCUGGAGAGUUGGCCUCGGAGUCCUGUCGGGCAAUGGCCCUGCUGUUCCACCUGUGUCACAUUGUGGUACUGUCUUCUCCCACACCAGUGUUCGACCUGGGAUACUUGCAGCUAUUCAAAGCUAUUGAUGCUUACAGGACAGAGCUCCUGCCGCGCACAAGCACUGCGCUGUGUGAGGUGGCCCCGGGCAGUGCGUGGGAGUCGCACGGCCGCUGCAGCUGCCCGCGGCUGCUGUUCCACUUCCGCCGCGCCCCGGCCCCGCUGCGCGCUGCGCCUGCGUCCCUGAAGCGGCUUGAGCACGCGGUGGAGGACCAGCUUUAUUUUAUACUGAGGAAGGCGAGGAUCAUCACUAAUGUUUGUGCAAAAUCCCUGUUCGCUAUACCAAAAAACGAAGAAUUUGUAUACAUGAGUGCGGAGGAGAAUUCAAACCACGCGCGUGACGUCAGCUCCCUAGUCCGCGGUCUUGUUGAGAGGUGUUCUGGUGAUGUGACCACCGCACAGCCGAGCCAACGGCCCACUUUCAAGCAGUUCCUGCAGGCACAUGUAGACUUGGCCUUCAGUGAGGGCUUCGAUGAUAACGUGGGCAAAUACGCUAUGAGUACUUCGUUUUUUGAGCUCCCAAGCGCUUCAAGUUGGCGCAACGCAGCGCAAGCGCUCGCACCGAUAUACCUGUCGGCGAGUGCGGAGGACCAAUCAGAGGCCGGCGCGCUGUACGACGCCCUCGCCACAGAUGUGCGGUUCUCGCAGGCAAGGUGUGCUAAGGUGCUGCCGAUUGCACAAGCGUCGUACGCGGAAGGUUUGCCGUCACAUUACUCCAGUCAACAUCACGCACAUAAGGUGAGCGUGGCGCUGGGCGUGCUGGAGAGCAUGGCCCGCGGGCCGCUGGCGGCGGGCGCCCGCGCGCGGCUGGCGGCUGCUUGCCGCGCCGUGUGGGGCGCCCGCAGUCUGUGCGAGGCGCCCUCGCUCACGCACCACGUCUGCAUGCUGCCGCACCAUGACAAUAGCAAGGAGCACUCGUCCGGCGUCCGCUAUAUAGCGGCGUGCAACUGCGGCCGCAGCAAGAGUUCCCGCGAAGACCCCUACUCGGUCCGCAGCGCAAACCACACCUUCUACACUCAGGCCGCCGAGGAAUGUGGCACCUGCCCUACGUUGCAGACGAUCGAAUUUCCCGUCUUCCAGCCUUCCACUCCUACUUAUAGGGCUGCGUCAUUAAAAGACUCGUCAUCACAAGAGGCGGCGCCCGGCGGACGCGCGUCGGCGUCGCUGUCCGGCGAGGCGGCGCCGGACGCCGGGCCGGCGGCCGGCGGCUGGUCCGAGCCGGACGCGCUGUCGCCCGGCGAGGCGCGCGACGAGGACGACGACGACAACACGCCCGAGGACAAGUAUGUGGUGCCUGUCCGGGGAGACGCGGCGUCGGAGAAAGUGAUAACCCGUCAGCCGUCAACGACUGAGUAUCUCCCGGGCAUGUUGCACCUCGGCAGCCCCAGCGGCCUGCUGCCGGCCUUCCCCAGCUGGUCGCUGGUGUGUCUCGGGGCCUCGUCCCUGUACUCGCACAGCGUGGGGCUGCCUGAGCAUCUGCAGCCCGGGUUCUUGCCGCACUCCAACUAUUUGCUACCAUGGGAUUGCGCUGUUCGGUUAGAGCAGGCGGGGCUGUGGCGCAGCGCGCCGUCUCGCUCCCGCAAGCCGGCGCCGCACCUCACCGUCAAGAUCUUCAUCGGCUUCGAGUACGAGUGUCCGCGCGGACACAGGUUCAUGAUGUCGUCGCCGGACAGCAUGGUGUCGGGCAGCGGCGCGACGGGUGGGGGAGCGCGGCUGGCGAACACAGACAUGCCGCUGUUCGCGAGCUGCGUGUGCCGCGUGGCGCAGCUCACGCGCCUGCACGUCGUCACGCCCAAGGCGUCCGUGCACGUCAUGCUCGACCCCAAGGUGCAGCCGGUGCCGGGCGGGCCCACGUUCGUGCCGCAGCCGGCCGGCAGCGCCCCAAUAAAGCUGUCCCCGUCCGCCUACUGGGUGCUCCGCCUGCCCUACAUGUACGCGGACGAGAGGGGCCCCUUGCCCCGGCCCAGACCCACCACGUUGCACACAGGGGGGACCCUCAUCGCGCCUGUGUUUGGACUGCAAGAUUGAUGAAGAUUUUGAGGUGAGAAACUUGUCUGUCUCACAAAGCAUAGAGUAAUAAUCUCUUGAGAAACGAGUGAGAAACCUUCAGACCGCAGUGUGGGACCAUGGUGUGCACAGCGACAACAACAUGCCCGUGAAGCGUCGUUACAUAAUUUUUAUUUGUAUAAAGUUAUUUGCAAGUGAUUGUAACAAUUUAUGUUCUCAACUAUACAGUCUGUCAAUAAAGUGAAUAAAACUAUUUUUAAAUGAACUACAUUGCAAUACCAAAUGGAAUGGUCACGAUUGGUUGAUAAACACCCAGUGUUGCUAGCCAGCAGGAGACAACGACCACAUUUCUUUCCAUCACUUUCUUGACAGACUGUGCAGUUUGUUUAAAAUGAAUUGAAAAAUGUUUUUUAUGAACUUCAUUUUUUUUGUAAUUGCAAUACCAAAUAGCAUUUUAUUUGGUAUUGCACGUCAAGAUGGAUUGACUCCCAGUGCUGCCAGCCCAGGGCAUUCAGCGCCCUUUAUUUUCUACUCUUUGCAGACGGACUUUAGCUAUUUGUCAUAUACAAAUAAAAUUAAUCAGGGUAUAUGAAGUUAUCUAAAUGUAUUGAAACAAUAUCCAUUGGACGGAUAAUUACAAAAUUUAAUACACGGGUAGAAUAAUUGUAAAAUAUAAUAAUGUUUAUUUAUUCAAAUUAAAUUCAAAAAGACGACCUCGGUGACGCAGUGGUAAAGUGCUUGCCUCUGAACCGAGAGGUCCCGGGUUCGAUCGCCGGUCGGGUCAUGAUGGAAAAUGAUCUUUUUCUGAUUGGCCCAGGUCUUGGAUGUUUAUCCAUAUAUGUAUCCCAUAACACAAGUCUCGAACUUAUUUUGGGGCUAGCUCAAUCUGUGUGAUUUGUCCUAAUAUAUUUAUAUUCAAAUCUACAACCAGUACAAGUAUAUUUCACAGUUAAAAAUAAUAAACUUCAGUAAGGAAAAAAAACGACUAAUUAAGUAAAAAAUGAGCGUUUGUGGUAAAAUGGUGUCUGUGGAUACCUAGGAAUACAAUGAACCGUUUACAGGUCACAAGGACUACAGAACCUAGAGAAACGAUUAGGGUACUGUUCAUUCUCAUAUUCCGAUGAGAGCGAAGCUGCGGGGCGUUGCUAGUAUAACUACUUACCUAAGAAUUUCGGGGACAUUUUUGUUAAGUCAAAGGUGUAUUGAUCACACUAUGAUGGUCCGUCAAGGGCACGAUGACUAUGGAAUUUCGCGACAUUGUAAUGAAAUAUGUUAUAAAUGUAUGUACUAUUUAUUUUAAUAAAAUAUUUACUAAACAUGACCUUGUCUUCCCUUUUUUCACAAUAAUCUGAUCAAAUCCUGUAUUUUAUAAGUUAUUUACAAAAUCGGUAAAUGUGUGGAGUUUAUCCUCGAACAGCACGCACGGUAUUUUUAUCCCCUGAUGUUGCAUGCGUCGACCAUGCGUUGCGGCGACCACUUCCCAUCUGGUGGGCCGCAAAAGUGUUUCCUUGUUCAGUUGUAUAAAAAAUCCACAGGGCCGAGGCCACGGGGUGCAACUAGUGAUCUUAUUAACGAUAACGCUAAAUUAUAAUUAAACCUACAAUAGCACAUAUGGUGCAUUUUAUCCAGAGUUUUCUGCGAAAACGGAGCUUAAGGGUAGCCAUAGAAACUGCUAUUUAGAAAUAUUUUUCCCCUACCCGCGGGGAACAGAACUUAUUUUUGUAUUGACUUAUACAAGAGUGCUAACAAGAUAGGACAUUUAGGCAGUUUUCAUAAAAUUUACAUUAUUCCUACGGGAAAACACUUCACUUCUGUG